AUGGCCUAUCUGCAGACAGUUCUCAUUCUGAGUUUAUGUGCUACAAGCCUGAGUUUGCCAACAUCCUCUCUCUCAGGCAACACAGAAAUUGAUGUGGAUAAUGGAAAAGACAAUGACAUCUUUGACAUAAAUAAAGAGGCAGGCCUUCAUUUGGUGGAGGGAGAUAUAGUGAUUGAUGAGGCACAAAGCAAAAAUGCUAUUUUGGGAGAAAAGUAUCGCUGGCCUACCACCGUGCCGUACUUCUUGGAUAAGACACUAGAGAUUAAUGCCAAAGGUGUGAUCCUGAAAGCAUUUGAACAAUACAGACUCAAGACGUGUAUUGACUUCAAGGAGUGGAGCGGAGAACCAAACUACAUUUCUGUAUAUAAAGGCAGUGGAUGUCACUCUUCGGUGGGGAACCGGCACGUUGGAAAGCAGGAACUGUCAAUUGGUGCAAACUGUGAUCGUUUGGGAACCGUGGAGCAUGAGUUUCUUCAUGCUUUGGGUUUCUGGCAUGAGCAAUCCAGAUACGACAGAGAUGAUUAUGUUGUCAUAAUGUGGGAUCAGAUUGAAGAAGGUCACGCACACAACUUCGAGAUACACAGUGACAAGGUGUCAACCUCUCUCGGUGUGCCGUAUGACUACAAUUCUGUUUUGCACUACAGUAAGACAUCCUUCAACAAAGAUAAAGAGCCAACUAUCGUCACCAAGAUACCAGAAUUCAUGGAUGUGAUCGGUCAGCGGAUGGAGUUUAGUGACAGUGACCUGCUCAAGCUCAACAGGCUAUAUAACUGCUGUGCAGGCUUAACUUUCCUGGACUCAUGCCAGUUUGAACAGCCGAACAUCUGUGGUAUGAUCCAGGGUGAGGGUGGGAAUUCCAAGUGGACUCAAGUGCAACAAGCAGAGGGGGGUCCAAAAACAGACUUUACCGUUCUGGGUCAAUGUCAAGGUUUCGGGUACUUCAUGCAUUUCAGCACAUUGACAGGAAAUCACGGAGACAAGGCUUACCUGGAGAGUCGUCUCUUUUACCCCACCAGAGGCUUCCAGUGCCUGCAAUUCUAUCAUUACAACAGCGGGGGCGAUGAUGAUCAACUAAACAUCUGGGUGCGCGUGUACACCGAUGACGAAUCCAAAGGAGACCUGAGAUUCGUUGAGACGAUAAGUGGUGGACCUAAAAACUCCUGGGAGCUGUACCAUGUGAGCCUUCAGGUCUCUCAAAAAUUCAGGGUGGUGUUCGAGGGGGUUAAAGGACGUCAUGCAUCAAAAGGGGGUCUGUCUCUGGAUGACAUCAACCUCUCGGAGACGCAGUGUCCUCACCACACUUGGCGUAUUCGUGACUUUACCAGCCUUCUCGCCACAAUCCAAGUAGGCUCCAAAAUCUUCAGUCCACCCUUCGUGUCCAGGGAAGGUUACUCUUUUCAGGUUAGCGUGUACAUUAACGGCAAGACAGAUAGCCCAGAUAAGAUGGCAAUCUACUUCCACUUGACUUCCGGACCUUAUGAUGAACAUCUCAAAUGGCCGUGUCCGUGGCAACAAGCUUCCAUGGAGAUGAUGGACCAGACUCCAGACAUCCAAAAACGCAUGAACAACCUGAGGAUGGUCACUACAGAUCCAACUAAGACCUCCACUGAUUCUGCAGGUAAUGUGGAAUAUUUCUGGGACGACCCACGAAAAGUUGGUAGUCUGGUCACUGACUCCGAUGGCAAUUCAUACUAUCGGGGGCCAGGUUACGGCACCACCAAUUUCAUCACGCAUGAACACUUCAAGAGCCGAAGCUUUAUUAAAGGAAAUGACGUGAUCUUUCUCCUGUCUCUUGAAGAUGCAACUGGACUUUUGAAGCAGCAGCUUGCAGACUUUGGGAUACCAGAUAUCAGAGAUCUGAAACCAGCGAUUGAUGACUCAGUGACAGCUUCCACCGGCAGUUCCACAGCAACGUUGGCGAUAAGUGUCUUUGUGGCAGCUGCCAUGUUUAUGGCUGUCGCCGUGGGCGCACUGUACUAUGUGCAGAGAGUUCGGAAAAGACAGAUGGAAAGAGAUGGAGAGGCUGAACCAGAGAGGACCGAUGGCUCAGUAGAUGGCCGUCCACUGGGCACGGGCAAGGUGAGGCAACAGUCUAAGGAAUUACGACUACAAGUGGGAAUGCUCCACAACGAACUGCUCUCACUGUUUGUCAUUCAAUCUCCUAAUAACCCCAUCAUUCUUGGACUCCCUUGGCUGCGAGAACACGACCCACACAUUUCAUGGCAAGAUGGACAGAUAACACGUUGGUCAGAAUUCUGUUUUAUGAACUGCCUUUCGCCCACAACCCCGAUUCCCCUCAACACAACCAGUUUAACAGAGGAAUAUGCUGAUAUCAACGAUCUGCCUCCCGAAUAUCACGACCUGAUCGAAGCAUUCAGUAAAGCCAAACCCACCAAACUACCUCCUCACCAUUCUCACGAUUGUGCUAUUGAGUUAAUACCCGGCACUAACCCCCCUAAGGAACGUAUCUUCCCCUUGUCAGAACAAGAAUCUCAGGCCAUGAAGAAGUACAUUACAGGAGUUAUCCAAGGGCUUUAUGCGACCAUCUACAUCACCUGCUGCAGCUGGAUUUUUCUUUCGCUGGAACAACUUCGUAAGGCCAAGUAUUUCACAAAGCUGGAUUACCGUAGUGCUUACAAUUUGAUUCGAAUCAAGGAAGGGGAUGAAUGUAAGACUGCAUUCUCCACCAGCGACGGACACUAA
This is a messenger RNA of Triplophysa rosa, 2703 nucleotides long. Its product is annotated as meprin A subunit beta-like. The transcript is spliced from 15 exons. NCBI's taxonomy places the organism in Eukaryota, Metazoa, Chordata, Actinopteri, Cypriniformes, Nemacheilidae. Gene Ontology annotation, molecular function: protein binding; zinc ion binding; metalloendopeptidase activity. Gene Ontology annotation, biological process: proteolysis. The record is from RefSeq and is a predicted model, not a curated record. Gene Ontology annotation, cellular component: membrane. The coding region runs from base 1 to 2703 and encodes 900 amino acids.